Medioppia subpectinata is the source of this 1080-nucleotide messenger RNA. The record is from the annotation of a GenBank genome assembly. Lineage: Eukaryota; Metazoa; Arthropoda; Arachnida; Sarcoptiformes; Oppiidae.
CAAACUCUAUCACAAUUUUAUACGUGUGUGUUUGGGUACGGCUUGGGCUCUGGCGUGUGGUUCAGCGCAUAUAACGUGUGGGUGAUUGAGAUAUGGCAGCAAAACAGCGCACCCGUACUCCAACUCUCGCAAUUUAUGUACGGAAUCGGCACUAUAUUUGGACCCCUUAUAGACCAGCCCUACCUCACCGGUGAACUCAUACACAGCCUCAACAACGCCGUCAUCAACACCACUGAGAAUAUCACCGACGAUCACAUUAUGGACGUAGUGCUCGGCCACGAUGUCAGCCACCGGCGUAACAAACUUCACACACCUUUUCUUAUAAUCGGUUGCCUCGAGUUUAUCGGACCAAUACUGUUGCUGACCAUGUAUUUCAUAAAGCCGUACAGCAGUGAAGCCGCCCCACCGGUCACUACCGCCCCGUCGGCCAAUGAUAACCCCAAAUCAGUGACCACUACUCAGCCCAACAACCAGAAGAUCGCGGUGUUUAAGAGCACUCAAGUGAGACACAGUCUUCUGGUGGCCCUGUUGUCCAACUUUGUGGCCGUAGUGUUUGUGUCGGACAAUAUAUACCUGAAGUUCAGCGCCACAUACUUUCAGUACAUACCGUUGCAGCUAAACGCUAGCGAAUCCGCCGCUCUGGUUGUCCAGAUGGCCAUUGUUUAUACCAUUGGUCGAGCCAUUACUGUAAUCAUAUCAUUGAAACUUAAGCCUCAGACCAUUAUCUCCUAUCAUAUGGUGGCGCUUAUGAUAGCAAUGGCGGUACUGUCUGUCGGUCACGACCGGUACGACACCCUAUGGUUGGGCGCAAUGAUGAUGAGUUUCGGCUUCUCAGCCCUAUUGCCGGCCAUUUUUGCGUUUGUGGGACAAUAUGUAGAGGUGAACAACAAAUUGGGCACGGUCAUUAUAUUCAAUUGUGGCAUUUUAAACGCAUUCAUACCAUUCAUCCUGGGCUCAUACAUCGAGAUCUAUCCCAACAUUUUUCUAUCAAUAAUCAUGAUUAAUUUUACAAUUGCAUUUGCCCUCCUCGCCACUAUCCUAUUUUUGACAAACGUGCUUGAUGAGAUCAAUAUUAUUUGA